AUGGAUCCGAAGCGUCAACUUAAAAUAAAGACAGGUGUACUAAAAAGGUAUGUUUCUUUUGCGGAGAAUUUUUCACAAAUGCGACGUAUGUAUAAUAAUAAUACUCUGCCUUUUUUUGGUUGCACUAACUAUAACUUGCGCGUUAUGUUGAGGAUCGUUAUUAAAUAAUAUUAUUUGACUUACGCUUGAGCUUAAUUUGUUUUUCAAACUUUGAUAAUCUUUCCUUCUUGUUUAACAUUCGAUUCCCAAGUAAGGGUGGCAAGCUAUGCCACCCUGUUUAACUGCCUUAAUUCCAUGGUCAGCAUCCAUUGUUUUCUUAUCAGCUGUGAUCUUUAUGGCCGUGAUCUUGACGUCCCUUUCCUUGAUCAAUCGAAAGUUGUCUUUUAGUUUGUCGUUUGUUUAUUAUUGCGUGUAAUUGCCAAAAGAAAAAAAAGAAUAUUUCAUCAAAUGUCGUGGGGCUGACAUGAAUUUCUUAAUGAUCCCAUUUUCUAUUAAGAUGGUUGUGAGGUUUGUAACUAUCAGCAGAGCUUUAUAAGCGUGAAUUUGAGUGAAAACCACCGCUUAUAAGAACUAAAAGAAGACAAUAGACCUUUGUCACGCGGUGAACGAGGCUAGCUGUGCAUAAACAAAGCUUUUUAAAUCUCCUGAGAUAAAAUGACUGCUGCGUGACAAAGGUCUAUGGAGGAUGUUCCAUUUUUUAUCCGCACCCGGUAAAGAUGACUGAAAUCCAAACCCUCGAAUUUUUUUGGCACCUUUGAAAAAUUUGUCCAAGAGUCCAAAUUUGUCGACUUCUUUGAAGAAAAAAUCUGAACCCUCCUGUUCGAAAACCCAUCAUCCUUUGGGGGGGAUAAAAAUAGAAUGUUCCUAGUGCUUGUAUAUCUGUUAUGGAACACUUCACCCUGACAGCAGGGGAUUUCUUUCGCUUGCACAAUUUUUUCCUACUUGAGAAAGAGUCUGCAUAGAUCGAGUAAGAUCUUUGAUGAGCAUGUGCAGCAUGUUGCUGGGAUAUAGUCUUGAACCAGGUCUAGUUGCUGUGCACUUGUUACAGCAUGCUCUGUUGUGACCAUUAGUUUAUCAAGAAACGGAUGCUCAUUCUUGAAUAAACCAGUUUGAUGACAGAAAACAAGAUGCCACCUCAAAGCCUUGACACCAUUUAGACAGAGCCUUUUUUCCCCUCACCCAAGAAGACAAAAGGAAGAUCUGCUUGCAGGGCAGGGAACACUUCAUCUGCCAGUGAGCUUUAUUUGAGACCUCCCAUUGUUUUUGAUAACUUUCGAACUAUGAAUAUUAUAGUUAUCCUCUUCAUACCCAACAUUCUGUUAUUCCAUUUAAUUGAUCACCUCAGACAUGUACACAUAGUACAAUGUUCUGUCAAAUCUCUUUAAUUAUACUGAAACCUAGACAGAAAACCAAAGGGACAGUAGCCUUUGAUUCAGGCGUACUUGAUACAUGUAGGUGAGUGGCCUGUAUGUUUCAGCCACAACCUGUGAUUUGGAAAGCAGAGGAAGAUUGGGGAGAGUGGAACAAAUAAAGCAGCAUGCAAAGAAAGCUGUGUCUGAUAGCCUGGGCAGGGUUGUCACUAAGAUUUCAAGUUGCCGGGUAAAUACAACAAGUAGGCGGGGAAUCGAACAGCUAGGAAUUUCUUUUGGUUCUAUUUUUCUUUUAUUUUCCUUUGAAAGUAGCCGGGGAAGACGUUCGUAGUAGCCGGGGGAAAUCCCCGGCCCCCGCCUCUUAAUGACAGCCCUGCUGAGGCUAGUGGAUUUUACUAUCGGGCUAGUGAAUUCUGUUCUUAACUUGUCCGCCUGGCAACUGAAAUUUUUUAAGGAAUUCAAAUCAUAUAAGAACUGUUAUCAACCCUGCUCAUCAUCAGGCUAGUUAAAAUGACUUUUGUGCUAGUACGUGCUAACUACAGCUUGCCCGAAUGGUAAGCUGUAAACUGACUUUCUUUGCACCCUGAUAAAGUGUAGGGAAGGUAAGGGGUUGAAGAAGAUAUGCCAUUUUCUUACUUGCUUUCUUUGCUUCUGUCUUUCCCAAGACACAACUGCAGUGCUUGUGCAUCCCUAGAAAACUAGCAGUAACCAAUGGUUAGGAAGUGCGGGCAAACACACACUGUUACCUUAGAGAUGUGAUUGAUGAGAACCGGUUUCUAAUUUGCAGAUCAAGCAAGGAAAAGGUGAUGUAUGAAAAGGAAGUUGUAGAUCAAACAGCAAAAGUUGAGAAGAUGAAAGAAGAGAAAAAGGAUGAGCACGACAUUAAGAAACAGGUUUGUUGUGUGACAACAUUAGAAUUAUUGUGCGCCACAGUGAAGAAACUUCGUAUUUAUGCACAUAAAAACUCUUAUUUUCUAUCCUGUGUUAAUUAAUAAUAUUUCUUUAUGUGGAGUUUCUGUCAAUAUUUGCUUGUGAUGCUAUGUAGUUGAUUAAUCUAAGAAUACAUUAAUAACUUUUNAAAAGGAAGUUGUAGAUCAAACAGCAAAAGUUGAGAAGAUGAAAGAAGAGAAAAAGGAUGAGCACGACAUUAAGAAACAGGUUUGUUGUGUGACAACAUUAGAAUUAUUGUGCGCCACAGUGAAGAAACUUCGUAUUUAUGCACAUAAAAACUCUUAUUUUCUAUCCUGUGUUAAUUAAUAAUAUUUCUUUAUGUGGAGUUUCUGUCAAUAUUUGCUUGUGAUGCUAUGUAGUUGAUUAAUCUAAGAAUACAUUAAUAACUUUUUAUUUAUAAAAUCUAUGAGUUCUUAAAGGCAUUAUUUUCCAAGAACAAUGUUCCUACAGUUCUUUAGUCUAAGACUAAUUGUGGCUUCAAUUAAAUUACAGAUAGAAGUCCUUGAAGAGUCCAAAGUUAUGAUUCCAGAUUGCAAAAGGAGAAUUAAGACUGCCUAUUUAGACCUGCAGGAACUUGUGGUAAUUGAUAGUGAUUCAUCCAAUGAACAUUUUGAAACUUAUGCUAUAUAGCUUUUACCACACUCUAUGUGUAGUUCAUGAAAUUAUUAAUUCAUGAUUAGUAUCAAUUGUUAGUGGUUAAGACAUAAAGAGGAAAAUAUAAGUCCGCCGAGAGUGUGUUCUAUGCUAAAAAUCUAAAAAUCAUUGUCUUCUAGGUCCUGGAAAACUACUAAAAAUUUCCUUUUCUCUUCACUUUCCUGGAUUUUUAUAGAUAUUUUAUUGCUGGAUGAGUAUGUGGUGUCAUAUAGGUUGCAUUGUAGAAUAGGAACUGUUAAUUUCUUGAGGAAAACUACUGUUACAUUUACGUAGUAAAAGCCUUUUACAAAAUAGUGAAAGGUUUGUGUUCAGUGUUCUGUUUUUCUUUUCCAUAUUGGACCUUGAAAAACUUCUGGUAUUUCAUUCAUUCUCCCUCACUGAGAAACUCUGAGCAAUAUUGAGUUGAAUUUGUUGCAACAUGCAGUGUGACAGUCAAGAAAUGGCAAGUUCAUUUAGGUAGAAAUUGAUGAGUGAAAAGCCACAAACCACUAACACAAUUGAUUAUUUUUUCUUUCUUGACUUUAGACUAAAACAGAGAAUGAUCUAGGUGAUACAGAAGAACACAAAACUGCCAAGCAACUUUUGGAAGAAACCAAGCUAGAAGAUUAA
Messenger RNA from Porites evermanni, 3584 nucleotides. Lineage: Eukaryota; Metazoa; Cnidaria; Anthozoa; Scleractinia; Poritidae. The record is from the annotation of a GenBank genome assembly.